AGUGGGACGGUGCUAGUUCCGCUAGAUGCAUGAGAAUCACAAAGCCACAUUGCACGGAGUCGAUCGAUCAUCUCGAAGACAAAAUAUAUAUAAAUCCGGAGGUCAAACCCGUAUGGCAACAUCUCAGACUCUUAUGACAACAUCAGCGACCUAAAUUGUGUACUGAAUCCUCAGUACACCCAUCGCACUCCACCAUUCUACCCGCCAAAAUACUAGCCGUAUCUCAUCCCGCCGCCACAAUGCCAACUACGUCAUCACCACACCAAAUCCUCUUCUACGACAUCGCCCCAGGCCCGCCUAUCCGGCCAUUCGCGCCUAACCCAUGGAAGGCCAGAUACGCGCUAAACUUCAAGCGCGCCAACUUCAUCACGAAAUGGGUUGCGCUACCGGACAUAACAGCAACGCGCAAAAGCCUCGGCGCGGACCCGGUUAGGUUUCUGGCCUCGGGAGAACCGUUCUACACGCUGCCCGUGAUUAAAGACACGUCGACCGACGAGGUUGUCGGAGAUUCCUUCGACAUCGCCGUGUACUUGGAGAAAAAAUACCCGGAUGAGCCCGCGUUGUUUCGGAGCUCAAUUGGGGUGUACGCUGCGUUUAACGCGCAUAUUGAUUCGAUAUUCCCUAAGGGAGGGAUCUUGUUCUCGGAGGGCUUCCCGUUUGAUCCGGCGAACGAGGAGCAGGUGAAGGCGGAGUUUUGCAGACGCGCGGGGUUGACGUCGUGGGAUCAACUUACCGUGAGUGGGGAGGAGAGGAGGAAGGUUGUGGAGAGUUACGAGGUCUCGUUGGCGGAGGCCGCGAAGUAUUUUAGGUAUUCUGAGGGUCCUUUUAUAGGGGGUAAGGAGCCUGAUUAUGCAGAUUUUAUUGUUGGGGGUUGGUUGAUGAUGCUGAGCCAAGUGGUUGCUGAGUGGAAGGAGAUUCGCACCUGGCAUGGUGGUGUUUGGGGAAGGUUGCAUGAUGCUUUGGAGCCGUAUAGGGGGACAUGGUAAUUUGGAGAGAAUGUAAUUCGGAAUCUAUUGGUGUAUAUUAUUGAGGGUUUUGGUGUAGGACAUUACUAGGUACCUACGGGUACCUAGCCAUGGUGUCCAAGUCUAACCAAAACGUAGGGAGCAUUAGGAGAGCGCUCAAGUUAGAUGAGUUUGAGGGAAAGGGUGCAACUGCAUUAGAGAAAAGUUUUAGAUAUCAAAAUAAAUAUAUCAAUUUGCAUGUUAA
Annulohypoxylon maeteangense is the source of this 1209-nucleotide messenger RNA. RefSeq lists its product as uncharacterized. NCBI's taxonomy places the organism in Eukaryota, Fungi, Ascomycota, Sordariomycetes, Xylariales, Hypoxylaceae. The record is from RefSeq and is a predicted model, not a curated record. The transcript has a single exon. Bases 240 to 986 code for a protein of 248 amino acids.